Messenger RNA from Galendromus occidentalis (western predatory mite), 1402 nucleotides. Its product is annotated as 3 beta-hydroxysteroid dehydrogenase type 7. The transcript is spliced from 7 exons. Gene Ontology annotation, biological process: steroid biosynthetic process. NCBI's taxonomy places the organism in Eukaryota, Metazoa, Arthropoda, Arachnida, Mesostigmata, Phytoseiidae. Gene Ontology annotation, molecular function: oxidoreductase activity, acting on the CH-OH group of donors, NAD or NADP as acceptor. The record is from RefSeq and is a predicted model, not a curated record. Bases 148 to 1299 code for a protein of 383 amino acids.
CGGCUGUGGGUAAGGGCCCGCUACCAACAUUGCUCGGUGAGCUGGCAGGGAUUUUUCAUUGCAGAAUCCAGCAUUACUUCACUGACGGCAGCGGAAAUCAGCCCGAGAAAGUGAAAAGUGUGGUGUGUCAAGAUCUCCAAGAGGAAUAUGGCCCCAGCGUUGAGUGCCGAUUGCGCGGAUGACACCGAGUCGCUCUGGCACGCGCCAUCGGUCGGCAUGCGGUCGACCGAUACCGUAUUGGUCACUGGGAGUAGCGGCUGCAUCGGCCAGCAUAUCGUGAAAAUGCUGCAAGAAAAGGAUCACAACAGCAAGAGAAUCAUCCUUUUCGACCUACUGCCUUAUGAGAACAAUCUGAAGCAUGCGACUCCGAAGCCCAUGAAGGAGAUCCAGGGCGACCUCACAAACGCCAAGGACGUACUCGAUGCUUGCGAGGGGGUCGAUUGUGUGAUCCACUGCGGAGCUCUGGUUGACAUCUCGAUGUUCCCUGACGCGGCUGCUCUCGAAGCCACCAAUGUCGACGGGACCAGGAACGUCAUCGACGCGUGCAUCAAACAAAAUGUUCCUUACCUCGUCUUCACCUCCACAACGGACACUGUCGUCAGCUCAAAUCAUAUAUUCUACGGAGCUGAGAACACGACUUUCAUCCCGAAAAACUUCUUGAUGGGAUCCUACGCCGAGACGAAGUAUCGAGCCGAGCAACUCGUGCUCCAGGCAAACACCCGUGUGCUGAGCGAUGGCGUCACGACUCUCCGUACUUGCGUCUUACGCCCCACAGUAGUCUAUGGGGAGGAAGAGAAACACUUCAUCCCCAGAUUGAUGUCCGUGGCCAAGUUGUACGGAAGGGGUAAAGUACAGAAAGUCAAGAGUGUCGACGAGAGAUUCCAGAUCACCUACGCGGGCAAUGCCGCCUACGCUCACGUCAUCGCGAAAGAUCGUCUCCGCGAAAACAGCGACUGCGCGGGGGAGAUUUAUUACAUCACCGAUGACACUCCCCUCGAGGAACUCUACGUCGCGAUCAAACCCUUUGUUGAGGCUCAAGACAUGAGACUGAGUGAUUGGAGUCUGCCCUACCUCUUCGCCAUCCUAAUCAUGUCGCUGAUUAGCGUCAUCUUGAGGAUCAUCCGUCCCAUCUAUCAGGUUGGAAAGCUCUUCCCGACGCCUGCAACGGUCACCUACGCUUGCACAUCCGUGUUCUUCAACAGACAGAAAGCGACUCUGCGCCUCAAAUACUAUCCAUGCUUCACCCCGGAAGAGAGUUACGAAAGGGCUCUCGAGUACUACAAGAAAGUGAAAUUUUGAAGAUUGAGGAGCUCGGAGCGCAAUAUACGAGCCCCGAAUCAAACCCUGAUUUUAUGCUCAUUUUGAAAUAAAUUCGUCUACAUAUGUACCCGACAGCACAACA